GCUCUUUUUGCAUAUUCACACAUAGCGGCUGUUUCCUCACUGAGCUGCUGAACACAUAAAUGGUUCCAUUUCCACUAUAUACUUUACUGAGGAGAAUUUCCAACCACACAGAAGCAAGAUGACCUCAAAGACUCCCCUUCUCUGGCUGCUGCUUUUCUGGUUUCAGGGUUCCAAUGGGCAGAUUGUGCUGACUCAGACUCCAGAAUCCCUGGCAGUGUCUCCAGGAGACAGAGUCACCAUCAACUGCAAAGCCAGUUCCAGUGUUAGUAACUACAUGGCCUGGUACCAUCAGAAAUCAGGACAAGCGCCUAAACUCCUUAUCCGCAGCACUUCCACCCGCCUCUCUGGGAUCCCAGAUCGGUUCAGUGGCAGUGGGUCUGGCACUGAUUUCACAUUCACAAUCAGCAGAGUGGAAGCAGAUGAUGCUGGAGAUUAUUACUGUCAGCAGUAUUACAGCUCCCCUCUUACACAUUUGGCAAAGCAAUAA
Messenger RNA from Chelonia mydas (Green sea turtle), 487 nucleotides. Its product is annotated as immunoglobulin kappa variable 3-20. NCBI's taxonomy places the organism in Eukaryota, Metazoa, Chordata, Testudines, Cheloniidae. Bases 119 to 487 code for a protein of 122 amino acids. The transcript has 4 exons. Gene Ontology annotation, biological process: immunoglobulin production; immune response. The record is from RefSeq and is a predicted model, not a curated record.